GGCGCGCCGAGGUCCGCGGCAGGCUCCGCCCCUGGCUUCUUCCCCCCCAACAGUAGCUGAUACAGAGACACGAAAGUCACCACUAAGCUUAUUUGAGGAAUCCUUCUACAUUAUGGCUAAAUCAAGAAGCCCAGCCGCCAGCAAUUCCGGGGCUGUUUUCAUUUUUAUAACAGCCUUCUUGAAAAAUAUUCCGCUAACUGAGGAAACUGGAUUUUCUACCGUCCGUUCAAACAGAUUUCUAAACAAAGUUCCUAAGAAUCUUUCAGCACAGACAACCGUGCUGGAUUUGUCACAUAAUAAUAUUUCUGAACUCCACAUUUCAGAUUUCAGUUCUAUUUUGCGAUUGCAGGUAUUAAAUCUGGCUCAUAAUAUCAUCCAAGACCUUGACUUCAGUGUUUUCUGGUACAAUGUAGACUUAGAAUACCUGGAUUUAUCACACAAUGUAUUACGGACGCUUUCUUGUCAUCCUGUUCUCAGUCUCAGGCAUCUAGAUCUCACUGGCAACCACUACACAGACAUGCCAGUAUGCCCCGAGACUAACAUGCCGAAACUGCAGUAUCUUGGCCUCAGUGCUAGAAGAAUACAGGGAUCAGCUCUCAGCGCACUUACGAAUAUACGACUGGACACUCUCCUCCUGAGCCUAGAAGACCUCUAUGAAUAUAGAGCAAAAAGCAUUCCACAGUUCAACACAAAGACCAUCCAGAUCGUAUUCCCUGCCAACAAAGAUGUCCGUAUUCUCAGGGAUCUAGAACUCGGCACUACAGAAAGUUUAGAACUGUCCAACAUCCAUGGUGAGCAAGUCAACGAGCUGAGAACAUUCUUGCUCAGUAGAAAUGGAGGAUUACUAAACCUAACUUUGAACAAUAUGCAGUGUUCCUGGGAAGAGUUCAUCAGCAUUCUGCAGGCUGCCUGGGAAACCACCAUUGAGCACUUAGUUAUUUCUAAUGCCACUCAGAUGGAUGCAACUAAUGCAGACAAUUUUAAUCAUACUAAAACAUCUCUAAAAACAUUGAUAGUUAGACAGACUGUAAUCACUUCAAUUAAAUCUGAUCCACAACACAUGUAUAGGAUAUUUUCAGAGAUGAACAUUACAGCUUUGACCAUUUCUGGUGCAAAGCUAAUACAUAUGCUUUGCCCUUCCAAACCCAGUCAUUUUACCUACUUAUGUUUUUCUUAUAAUAUUUUAACAGAUGCAGUUUUUGAAAACUGCAAUACCUUGACACUCCUUGAAAUGCUUAUUUUACGAGUGAAUCAGCUUAAAAAUCUAAUCAAAGUCAGUUCAAUGACCUGUCACAUGAAGUCUCUGAAAUAUUUGGACAUGAGCCAGAAUUUAUUGCAAUACGAAGACCAUGAGAAAGGAUGCAGUUGGGGUGAAAAUCUGGUUGAACUCAAUUUGUCAUCGAACCUGUUGUCUGAUUCAGUCUUUCACUGUUUGCCAGUUAAUAUCCAAAAGCUCGAUCUACAAAGCAACCAGAUUUCAAGUAUACCCAAAGAGAUGGUUGAGCUCAGAGCUUUGGAAGAGCUGAACUUGGCUUCUAACAGGCUAACUGAUCUGCCGGGAUGUGGCCAGUUUAGCAGUCUGAGAUUACUGAAUGCCGAAAUGAAUUCAAUAUUCACGCCAUCUUCUGAAUUCUACCAUACCUGCCAGAGCAUCAGAGAGGUAAAAGCAGAACACAACCCGUUCAUGUGCUCCUGUGAAUUAAGAGUGUUCAUUAAUCUUAGAAAACAAGGAAUGGUGGAACUGGUUGGCUGGCCGGAGUCUUACCUGUGUGAAUACCCAGAAUACUUGAGAGGAAUCCAGUUAAAGGACUUCCACAUCUCUGAGCUUGUCUGCAACACAACACUUUUGGUUGCCGUAGUUCUCGUCAUUUUAGUGGUUUUUGCAGUUAUCAUUUCCUUUCUGUGCGUCUAUUUGGACGUCCCUUGGUACUUGAAGAUGAUGUGGCAGUGGACUCAAGUGAAGCACAGGGUUUGGAAGAAUAAGCCUGAAGACAUUCAUGACAAUAUAAUAUUCCAUGCUUUUAUCUCGUACAGUGAGCGUGAUUCCGACUGGGUGAAGAAUGUCUUGAUUCCAAACUUGGAGAAGGAGGAUGGUUCCAUACGGCUCUGUCAACAUGAAAGGAACUUCAUUGCCGGCAAGAGCAUUGUUGAGAAUAUCAUAGACUGCAUUGAGAAAAGUUACAGAUCCAUCUUUGUGUUGUCUCCCAAUUUUGUGCAGAGUGAAUGGUGUCACUAUGAGCUCUACUUUGCCCAUCACAAGCUAUUCAGAGAAAACACCAACAAUUUAAUCCUCCUCUUGCUAGAACCAAUCCCAACACAUAUCAUUCCUGUCAGGUACCACAAACUAAAAGCUCUCAUGGCCAAGAGAACUUACCUGGAGUGGCCAGCAGAGAAGAAUAAGCACGGACUUUUCUGGGCAAAUCUUAGGGCAGCCAUUUAUAUCCAGCUUCCGGAGAAAUGAAUGACUUUUCCCUGAAUUCCCCCCCCCCCCCGUUUUUGGUGAAAUUAAAUAAUGAUUAAAGCAA
Messenger RNA from Eublepharis macularius, 2525 nucleotides. Its product is annotated as toll-like receptor 1. The record is from RefSeq and is a predicted model, not a curated record. Gene Ontology annotation, molecular function: lipopeptide binding; transmembrane signaling receptor activity; Toll-like receptor 2 binding. Lineage: Eukaryota; Metazoa; Chordata; Lepidosauria; Squamata; Eublepharidae. The transcript has 2 exons. Gene Ontology annotation, cellular component: membrane. Bases 113 to 2461 code for a protein of 782 amino acids. Gene Ontology annotation, biological process: cellular response to bacterial lipopeptide; immune response; toll-like receptor signaling pathway.